CGAACAAAGAAUUUUGGUAGCGCUUCAGGCAAUCUUUCAAACUACUUCGUACUUCUUGGUUGUUGAGAGUUCCUCUAGGAACUCACUUUGUCGUUUUCGAGAGAAUUCCUCGGCGCCUUCAACAACUACUACACGUGAGCCCCAUCCUGCUGAACCUCCUUUUCGGCUUCGCUAUCUAUCGUUUGCAGCUAUGAUGGCACAGCCUCCAACCACAGGUGACGGGACACAAAAUCCUCCCCAGACCGCAUCAGGCGAUAUGGCCGAUGAAUCCCAGAUUACUGGGAUCUUGGAUUGGAAGCCGUCCAGGCAUCAGAAGGCCAUAAUUUACACCGUCGGUGUUCUCAACCUUAUUGUCGCGCUCGAUGCAAGCGUUGUCGUCACGGCUUUAGCGGCGAUUGUAAAUGACAUUGGCGGUUCAACUACUGAAGCUUUCUGGAUUGGCACAUCAUAUCUCCUCGUCAACGCUAUCACCAUGCCAAUUAUUUGUUCCGUCAGCGAAGUCAUCGGUCGUCCUAUCUGCCUCACAUUCGCCAUCGCUGUUUUCGCCGUCGGUACUAUCGUCUGUUGCGUUGCUGGUGAUAUAUCUACUUUACUUGCUGGUCGCUGUAUUCAGGGUGUCGGGGGCGGGGGAAUUCAUUCCCUCGGCCUAGUGGUUCAGACCGACAUCAUUCCACUGAGAUGGCGGCCAACGUGGAAUGCCAUCGUUCUUGGGUUUUGGGCCCUAGGUCUUUGUCUAGGUCCAGUCAUCGGCGGCGCGAUUGCCGAGAGGACAACAUGGCGCUGGAUCUUCUAUCUAAUGUUCCCGAUCUGCGCCUUUGGUUUAAUGGCUGUUCCAUACCUCCUCACCCUAAGACCGAAGAAGAGAACUGCGCAAGAGAAGCUGAGCAGGAUUGAUUGGAUAGGGGGGGCUCUUUUCGCCAUAUCUGGAACGGCCACCUUGAUUGCCAUUUCAUGGGGUGGUACACAGGCAUGGAUCUCAUCUCCUCCUUGUGCCGCUACUUUGACGCCGCUCAUCGUAGGCGUCGUUGGGCUUGCCUUCACUAUAGCAUACGAGGGCUAUCUUGCCAAAUAUCCCUUCCUCGAAAAAUCUUUGUUCAGAGACAUGGGAUCUAUCGUCACAUACCUAGCUGCCGUGUCUCAAGGAAUUUCUCUAUUUUCGGAAUUACACUCCCUGACCUGUUGUAGUUGCCCUUUCUACUUUAUGGCCGUCAAAAAAUAUAAUGCCUUGCAAACCGGCGUGGCCUUGCUUCCCCUGCUCUUCACAACUACCGUUUCCGGCAUGAUUACCGGCAGGCUCGUCACACGCUUCAAUAACUACCGUUGGCCAAUAUGGAUUGGAUGGUUCGUUGGCUCCGUCUCGGCUGCGAUGGUCAUGAUUUGGCGGACAAACGACAGCGCGGUCGUCUGGGUCCUCACUUAUGUUAUUGCUGGACUCGGCCAGGGCGCUGUUCUUAGCGCACAGAACUUCGCAUCUCAGGCCAUCUGCAAUACCGGCGACGAAGGCAAGGCUGCUGCCAUUUACAUCUUCUCACGCCAGGUUGGAAUGUCUCGCGGCGUUGCAAUCGGGGCCACCACAUUCCAAAAUAUGAUGAAACUCAAGCUCCGUUGGGAAGGGCUCCCCACAGAUAUUGCCACCCAUGCCGAAGCAUACAUACUAACUUUGCACGGCUUGCCGCCUGGACCCAUGCGCGACAUCAUCUUCGAUGCAUACAAGUUUGGCAUUCAAAUUGUUUUCGAUGUUUGUCUGGCAUUGUCAGUUAUUACGCUUGUUCUGGUUGUCGUGUUCAUGAAGCACGUAGACAUGAACAGGAAGCUUAACACGGAACAUCAGCUUGACAGCAAGCAGCAUAUGCGCAGGCACUGGGGUGACAAAGAGCAUCCGGUUCCUGGUAGUGGACAGUAGUGGCAUGCUCGAUGCAAAUCCACUGCCAUGUUGCGAAUGGACAUAGCAGAGACCACUUGUAGGACCAUGUUGGCCUACAAUCAGGGACCACAUUUGAGAUGAAACACAAGGAAUCGAAAAUAGGCUUGCUGGGUUUGGAACUAAAGUAUGCAUAUAGGGAAAUGUCGAC
This is a messenger RNA of Diaporthe batatas, 2072 nucleotides long. RefSeq lists its product as uncharacterized. The transcript is spliced from 5 exons. The coding region runs from base 191 to 1903 and encodes 570 amino acids. Gene Ontology annotation, biological process: transmembrane transport. The record is from RefSeq and is a predicted model, not a curated record. Gene Ontology annotation, molecular function: transmembrane transporter activity. Lineage: Eukaryota; Fungi; Ascomycota; Sordariomycetes; Diaporthales; Diaporthaceae.